GCAUCCCCUGCGUAAUAAUUCGGUCGCGAUUUAAUUCUUUAGCGUGGAUGCGCAGCUUUUCCGCGUUACGUCGGAUCGCACGUAUAUAUCACAGUCGUCGCCGUUGCCAACACCACCAUCGCAAACUAUUAUCAAGAAGCCGGCCCGAUUCGGUCACGGACUGAGGAAGAAGCAUUUUAUAUGUCGUGAUAAACCCAUAGUUCUGAGUCGCAACAUUGAUGAACUUGUGUAUUCGUUACACUCGUGAUUAUUUGUAAGUCAACAAAUAGGAUUAGAGAGGCAAUUAGAGAGUACACAAACUCAAAAGUUAGUGAAAAGUUUGGCUUUGCAACAAAAUCAUGUACUCUGAAUAACUGGGAUGAUUACAUGUUCAGAAAAAUGAUUGAUGAAAUGAUUUUGACUGGAGAAAAAAUCUAGAGAACAGACAAGAGGCAGACAAACAGAUCUACAGAAAGGUGUUGCCUUGUUGGUUUCUUGGUCUCUGAAUAAUACACCAAAAUGGAUGAUCUGCUGAAGGAGUUAGAGACCCUGAGGAUUAAUGACAACUUUAGCGAUCAGAAUUCAUGGAAGCCAUGUAUAGAUCUGAUUCAGAGAAGUUUUGUACCACCAAAAUUUAUGGAUGAAGUUCGUCCCUGUGAGGAAAAGGACUUUAGGGAAUACAGGCUAGUCAUAGAAAAGAAAUUGAAUAAUGUUAGAUUUAUGUUGCAACAUAUCCUCAACAAUUGUAAACAACAUCUGCCACUGAAUGACAAUAGUAUGGCAAUAACAAAGACAUUCAGUAUGAAUCUACUGUUGCUUAUCGGUGAGCACAGUGAGAAAAAUAUCUGGAAUACAGCAGAAUGUGUCAACAUUUCUAAGGAAUUAAGUGCCAACUUUUGCCAUCUAUGGGCAUGUCAAAGUAUUUCCACAUUUUUCUCGGUGCAUGAAAAUUUUAAUAAGUUAUUAUUAAUGUUAAGACCUAAGUUAUUAAAGAUGAGCUGGAAGGUUUAUCCAGCAGCUAUUACAUGCUAUAAAUGGAUGGUCCAUCAAGUAGAAAAACCUUUAUUGUUUAAUUAUAUUAGGGAUGUGCUACCUACCACAUUGAUCCUCAUAGAUGACUAUGUACCCGACAAUAUAUUAAUUGGAUUGCAAUGUCUACAUUUGAUUAUACAACAUUCCCAUAUGAAACACGGAUUUCUAUCUAGCGGCCAUGUUCAAGUGAUUUAUCACUCCUUGAAGCCUUUAACCUAUCGAAAAGAAGUGAAAUACAUUAUUCUCUUAUAUACUUGCUUAGCUAAUCUUCUACCUACUAUCGAAUAUUGGAGUCACACACCGGACUGGGUGUUUGAGUGGACAAAACGCGAUGAAAUUCUCUCUGAUUUAAUAGACAACAUGGCAUUUGAGCAGAAUAUCGAAUUGCGACAUGCAUACAUGUGCAGUUUACCUCAAUUUCUCACCAACAUCGGCUGUGGCAAAUGGUGUGAAGCGCUUACGCGAAUACUCGUCGAAUAUUGCGAGCAUCACACCGACUUAAGAACGUUGAAAGCAACAUUGGAGACCGCCAAAGCAUUCCUUAUGAUAUUCCAUCUGCGAAUAGCAGCGCAUUGCGUGGACCUUUACACCGCGUUUCUGAAACUGCAUUUCGAUUUAACGGAAACGCCGGUGUUCGAUCGAGAGAUUAUGCAGAAUUUAGAGGAUUGCAUCUGUUUGUUGUAUGAACGAUCGCAAAACGUAGGCCGUGCAGUUCUGAAUGACGAUCGAAUGCGACAAAUAUUCAGUAGCACCAUGCCACUUGGAAUUCAUGGCGAUAUCACGUACUUCGAAUAAUUUGUGAGACCAGUGUGUGCGCAUCGGAAUUGUAUAUAUAAUAUAUUCUAAUAUGCGAAUGUGUUUACACACACACACACACACACACACACACACAUACAUUAUUCUUGUGUAAACUCGUAAACGUUCUCGUAUAGAGAAGUGAAAUGCAAUGUAAUAUUUAGAUAUUUUAUUUGCGAUGUAAGAUCGUCGAUAUAAUUGUCUGUAUCUGUAAAAUAAACAAUUUUUUCGUUAGAA
This is a messenger RNA of Odontomachus brunneus, 2043 nucleotides long. RefSeq names its product TELO2-interacting protein 2-like. The coding region runs from base 499 to 1806 and encodes 435 amino acids. Gene Ontology annotation, cellular component: centrosome; nucleoplasm; cytosol. The transcript is spliced from 6 exons. NCBI's taxonomy places the organism in Eukaryota, Metazoa, Arthropoda, Insecta, Hymenoptera, Formicidae. The record is from RefSeq and is a predicted model, not a curated record.